Messenger RNA from Equus quagga, 1167 nucleotides. It is a transcript of the gene KCNK18, whose product is annotated as potassium two pore domain channel subfamily K member 18. Gene Ontology annotation, cellular component: membrane. Gene Ontology annotation, biological process: stabilization of membrane potential; potassium ion transmembrane transport. NCBI's taxonomy places the organism in Eukaryota, Metazoa, Chordata, Mammalia, Perissodactyla, Equidae. The coding region runs from base 1 to 1167 and encodes 388 amino acids. Gene Ontology annotation, molecular function: potassium ion leak channel activity. The record is from RefSeq and is a predicted model, not a curated record. The transcript has 3 exons.
AUGGAGGCUGCGGGGCCGCCCCAGGCCAGGAGGUGCUGCCGGGAGGCCCUGGAGAAGCUCUUCCCUCGCCUCUGCUUCCUCUGCUCCCUGGUGACCUACGCGCUGGUGGGUGCCGCCCUCUUCUCGGUCAUUGAGGGAGGCCAGGACCUGGGGGCAGAGGAUGGGGGCUUGGAGGAGUUCUUGGAGAAGCUCUGUGGCAUCUUGAAAUGCAACAGAACAGUUGAAGAAGGCAGGAAACAGGAUCUCAGGAAGCUGCUGCAAGAGGUGAAGCCCCACUGGUUUAGCAAGUCUGCAGACUGGACCUUCCUGAGCUCACUCUUUUUCUGCUGCACAGUGCUCAGCACUGUGGGUUACGGCCAUAUCUACCCUAGCACCAGGCUUGGCAAGUACUUGUUCAUGCUCUAUGCCCUCUUUGGCAUCCCCCUGAUGUUCCUGGUCCUCACCGACACAGGCGACAUCCUAGCAACCAUCUUGUCCACGUCCUACAAUCGGUUCCGAAAACUCCCGUUCCUCCCUCCUCCCCUUGGCACAUGGUGCUCCGGACUGCUCUGCAGGAGAAGGCCUGAGGCCAAGCGGGAGGACAAAGCUGUCCCGAGGAUCAGCAUCAGUGCCCAGGAGCUCCCGGGCCCCAGACCUGGCGGAGGCCCCUCAGCCCCAGGUGCCAACAUGGAGCUGUUUGAGAGACUUCUCGCGCAAGAGAAACAGAACACACUGCAACUGCCCCCAGUGGCCAUGGAGAGGAGCACCUCGUGUCCCGAGCUGGCGUCCGGGAGACCCUCAUACUCCAUCAUCAGCAACCUGGAUGAAGUGGGGCGGCAGGUGGAGACCUUUGACAUCCCCCUCCCCAUCAUUGUCCUCGUCAUUUUCGUUUACAUUUCCUGUGCAGCUGCCAUCCUCCCCAUCUGGGAGAAGCAGCUGGACUUCGAGAACGCCUUCUAUUUCUGCUUUGUCACUCUGACCACCAUUGGGUUUGGGGAUACCGUUUUAGAACACCCUCACUUCUUCCUGUUCUUCUCCAUUUACAUCAUCAUCGGGAUGGAGAUCGUGUGCAUCGCUUUCAGGUUAGUGCAAAACAGGCUGAUUCAUAUCUACAAACAUCUCUUGCUGUUCUUUACCAAAGGGAAGGAAAAUUUAAAUGCCCCGUUAAAGAGUGAAGACUCCACGUGA